This is a messenger RNA of Archocentrus centrarchus (flier cichlid), 3150 nucleotides long. RefSeq names its product lebercilin LCA5 (gene lca5). The record is from RefSeq and is a predicted model, not a curated record. Gene Ontology annotation, biological process: intraciliary transport. Gene Ontology annotation, cellular component: axoneme. Bases 311 to 2659 code for a protein of 782 amino acids. NCBI's taxonomy places the organism in Eukaryota, Metazoa, Chordata, Actinopteri, Cichliformes, Cichlidae. The transcript has 9 exons.
GUUGCCAUGGUACGGCGUCAGCAGCUACUCUGAAGCAAACGCCUAGACGUGGACGGAAAGAAAUGCUAUACCACUGACGAGAAGGACUACUUUAAAAUUGCUGCUUUUUUUGUUGUUGUUGUUAUUGAUGAUAAAAGGACAGCCGUGACAGUUUAUUUUCAAAACAGGUGUAUAACCCAUAGCCAUUUUUUAAUAUCUAACGGCAGCUAAGUUAGCUAAAGUUCAAGCUAGCUUGCUAGGAGCUCUUUAGCUUACAAUAUCCGAUCGAAUCAAAACAAAACGCGGAUUCAGGAUGUCUUAAAGUGACAUCAUGGAAUCUGAAAAAGUAACUGACCCGUAUGAAGACAGCCGGGAUUUAAGCCGCCAGUCCCACCAUAGCACAAAGAAAGAUUCUCGGACUUCAUCUGUCCAGAAACACAAAAAAAACAUUUGGGACAAGAUCCAAAGUGAGGAUGGAAAAGGCGACUCUGGUGGUAGAUCCGUAACCAGAACUUGGCAUUCGGAUCCGGAUCGGGACCAGAUAUCAGAAGGAGAGGGAAGGAAAAGUGGUGGGUCAUUUUAUUCUGAGGAUUAUGAGAAUGAGUCUCCUUCAGAGCGUUCGAUCUCACCAUACUCCCAGUCCCGGACUCCUUCUCCCACCCCACGUAGAGGGGUGCGAGCAAAGAAAAUCUCUGGCAGCCCUCUCUACAAGACGGGUGGUGUGGGGCGCCGUGGUGUGUCACACCCACAGCGACCAGGUGGCCAACCCCUGGCCCAGCAAUAUCGCAGGGGAGUGCGUUCUCAAAGCAAGGAGUCCACGCCACCUAAAGACCUGGACCUGGUGACCAAGCGGAUGCUUUCAGCCCGCCUUCUAAAAAUCAAUGAAUUGCGCAAUGCUCUUGCUGAGCUACAGCAGCGCACUGAUGAACUGCAGAAAGAAAAUCGAAUUCUCAGACAGCUUCAGGUACGCCAAGAGAAAGCCCUGCAGCGUUAUGAUGACACAGAAAGCGAGAUCUCCCAGCUACUGUCCCGGCACUCCAACGAGAUCCACGUGCUGCGCGAACGUCUCAGGCGCACCCAAGAACGGGAACGGACAGCUGAGCGACAGCUGAAGGACACACAGGAGCGGUUGCAAAGGAGUCAGUCUACCAUUUCACGGCUGAAGAAGCUGGUCGACCAGCAGGAUUUAGGAGCUAGAGAGGAGCUAAGCUGCAGGCUAGAGGAAGAGAAGUCACGGGCCCAAGAAGCAGAACGCAAGCUUAAGGAGGUGGAGCGUAGCAUGGAGCUGAGCAGUAGCAGUUUUCAGAGGCAGCUGGUCGCAGAGAAGAAGAAGACGCUCAGUGCCCAGGAAGAGAUCAGGACUCUCCACGAGGAGCUUGAACGACUGACCAAUAAACUCAAGGAGAAGGAGAGAGAACUCGAUGCUAAGAACAUUUAUGCCAACCGCAUGGUGAAACCCUCACAAAAAAAAGAUGCUGAAAGUGGCGCAAAGCAAAAAGUUCCCAGCAGGAGCAGCACCAAGGCAGUACAGACUGAUGACAGGAUGCCAAGUCUGGAUUUCCCCACGCCUCCCCCUGCUAUCACAGAUGCCAAUGAGUACAGCGAGCAGCCACCUGAUGAAUACUUAUCACUUAAGGAGCUUACCAGAGCAGAGGUAGAAGACAGGACUCAAAACUGGGAACCAAAGGGGCGAGAAAGAGACCAGGAGAAGGAGGUGGUGAAGGAAGAGAAAGAGGUGAAACAGCAACUGGAUCAAGAACUGAGUGUGCUUGAAGAAAAAGCAAAGAUAUUAAGAGAUGGCUCAGAGAAAGAAAAGGAUGAAGAACACCAAAAAAGGAUGAGUUCCCUGUUAAACCGGAAUGGGGACGAUAACUACAAGAAGCAUGGUCAUGUCCAGGGAGAGGUGGAGAGAUGGAAUCAGGAAGCCCUGGCCAAUCAACAAGCAGCAGAGGAAGCACGACGCAAAAAAGAGCAGCUGCUAGCGAAGAUGCAGGAAAUAGACAAUCAGAACCAGAGAGCCCAGGAUUUCUUGUUUGCAUCAAGUCCUUCUGAGUCCAAUAAGGGUAUCAGAGAACGCUCAUCUCCACGCCCUCCUGAGCAAAUUUUCAGCCUCACUGAACCAGAAGAACCAGAUGGUUUGCGUGGAGGGAGCAGAGAAGGUGGAAGGAAGAGACCGGGGAUAGAGGGUGUAGCGGUUACAGCAGGAAUAGGGAGAAGAGCGCUUCGGUCUCAAAUCUCCAGCGACGACUUGGCAUUUGGAGGCUAUGCACCUUCAUUUGUACAUUCAACUUCCCGAGGCUCCUCUGGCUUUCCGCCACCUCCACCCAAAGACGACAGGGAAUCUGCGUUAGAAGGAAUAGGGGUGUUUAAUAUCAGAGGGGUGGACACAGAGAAAGACAAGGACACACAAAAAGCUCAGAGAAAGGACAAAAAGUCAAGCCUCAUGCAGCAGCUAUUUGGUGGCCAUGAUGGUGUGAGUACCUCCAAUAAACCGGAGCUCCUUAAUAGUCCUCCGACAACCAAUGGAGUGCGUUCAAGAAGAGAGGGACUGCUCAGCUUUAACUCAGGGUCUUCUACUCCUCCAGCAGCCUCCUUUAACACUCUGCAUGUUGCAGAGAGCAGACCUGCCGUCCGUGCCGUCACCUCUUUUGAAGAUGACAUCGAGGAACUCGCGCUAUGAAGUGAAUUUAGAUUAAAAGUGCUCUGGGUCAUGGCAGGCCAUCAAAUUGGGUAGUUACAGCACAAUGAAGUUAUUUCUGAAAUAGAAGAAGAUUAACAACCAGCCAUUAAAAGUACAAGAUAAUCAAAACAACCAAACAUUAAAGAGAAGAAACUUUCAGGAAAUGUUUAUGUUUCAUCCAUCAGUCUAUUUUCUUUACCCUAAGAUGGACAAAUGGUUAAUGUUUGAUCACAAGGAACAUCUGACUCUCUAGACAGUGGUUUUCAUUUAUUGCACUUAUGAAAUUUGAAGAGUAGUGUUUUUGGCAGAGUAUGACUCACCCUCCUAUUCCAGUUUCGUACUUUAGUGCUUUGCCAGGUUUUGUAUCAUUUUGAUUUUCUGCCUUUGUCACAUAGUUUGUGAUCAUACAUUUUCUGAGAAUCUGAAUUUAAAACCACAGUAGGCAGAAAUAUGAAAAAGAGAGGAAGGAAAAAACAGAGUUUGAAACUUGA